GACGGACUUCAAACCAUUUACUUAACCAAAAUUUAUGCUUUGAAUAUUGCAAUUUAAAUAUUAGAUAUUAGUUUUUUAAAUUCGGAUUAAACUUUAUUUUAUUUAAAAUUUUCAACUUUAUUUCCACCAACUUUUUCCGGCAAAACCCUAAUUCCAGAACUCAUCAGCAAGAAAAUUAUAACUUCACACUCAGUAAAAUUAGGGAAGAAAAAAAAAAAUCUCUUUUUUGUUCAAUUCUUUGCAGCUUUUACUUUGCACUGCAAUGGCAGAGCUUAAGUCAUCAUAGUUCAGAAGCUUGCAAUAGUUUGAUGAUCUUGGAAGCAGAAAUAUUGUUUAGUGUUUGUAGAUUUACAGAGAUUCUGUAGUGGGUUUAGUCUAAGCUUGUCUGGGUUCUUAGAAAGAUUACAUUUUUAUUUAUUUUUAGUGGUCAAGGGUACUGAUCUUGUGAUUUUGGGUUCUGAUCAAUUUAAAAAAAAAAAGUUUUGAUCUUUUCAAGAUUAGGGUUUUAAGCUCUUAGUGUUAACUUAUCAGAGGGUUUAAGGGUGGUUUUGUUCGUGUCUGUUUAUGGAGGAGCAAGGGAUAAAUAGUUCAGCUGCCAUAGUGAAAGGUGAUGUGGCUCCUGAGAGCUUUCAGUUUGCUUCAAGGAGUGGCACAGUAGUGAAAAGUGAUGGAGGUUCUGAGAGCUUUCAGGUGGGUCCCAGGAAUGAAAAUCACAGCCAGUUAAGUGGAUCAACGGCGGCCGCCGCCGCCACCGCCACCACGGCGGCAACACCGGGGAGUGUGGCCGGAGCAGCACCACCUUCAGGAGGAGAAGGGAAGAAGAAGAGGGGAAGACCUAGGAAGUAUGGACAAGAUGGUUCAGUAACCAUGGCUUUAUCACCAAUGCCAAUAUCAGCUUCAAUUCCUCUUACUGGAGAUUAUGCAGCCUGGAAACACAGUACAAAUCGCCCCACUGAACCCUCCAAGAAGAAGAAGAAACAUAAGCUUGAGCUUGAAAGUCCAGGGGAUCGGAUGGCAUACUCUGUUGGCGGAAAUUUUACUCCUCAUGUUAUAACUGUUAGUGCUGGAGAGGAUAUUUCAAUGAAAAUCAUUUCGUUUGCUCAACAAGGGUCGAGAGCUAUUUGCGUGUUGGCUGCAAAUGGUGCAAUUUCGAACGUUACCCUUCGUCAGCCUAAUUCUUCUGGUGGUACUUUAACAUAUGAGGGCCGCUUUGAAAUUCUCUCUCUAACGGGAUCGUUUAUGCCUAGUGAUAAUGGGUUAACGAAAAGUAGGUCUGGUGGAAUGAGUGUCUCUCUCUCAGGCCCUGAUGGUCGAGUUCUCGGGGGAGGACUUGCAGGCAUGUUAGUUGCAGCUGGGCCUGUCCAGGUCGUUGUUGGCAGCUUUCUUCCCGGCCACCAUCUGGAGCAAAAACCCAAGAAACAGAGAGUUCAGAUGACGCCAGUUUACAACCCUAUCCCAUCCAACCCGAUCUCUGAUGAAAAAAGCGAUGGAGCCCACAGUGGGCAAAGUCCAAAUCUCGCAACUUCUGCUGCUACCUUUCACAGGGACAACCUGCCCUCUUUGAAUUCCAUACAGGGGUCAAGAAUAUCCGCAAUUGACGAAAACAACAAUAUCUGUUUCUCCCGGGAGGAUGCGCCUAGAGACCACCAAAGCCCAUCGAAAGGUGAGGUCUCGUACUGAUUACACAGCCUGCCUGUUGUUGUACAUCUCGCUGUACGCCUGUAACAUUAACUCAGAAAUCUUAGGCUCACUUUCCCCUUUUGACCAAUAUUUGACACGACUACACGAGGCUACUGGCUGCCUGCUUAUAGAGAGCAUAAGAGUCGUCUUAGAUUAGCUCAGGAUUUUACUGUUCUCUUAGGUUCUUCUGAUGUAUCACCUUUGUUCUGUGUGCUCUCAUCCACGAGGAUUCCUUCAGCUAUUUGUUUUCUUGUAUUGAAGUAGAAACUUGGGUAAUUUUGAUUGUAUGAAACUUUUGCUAUCGCUCUAACUUUUACAUAGUUUAAGCCACCUGAUUUACUUA
This is a messenger RNA of Ipomoea nil (Japanese morning glory), 2023 nucleotides long. Its product is annotated as AT-hook motif nuclear-localized protein 1-like. Bases 565 to 1680 code for a protein of 371 amino acids. The transcript has 5 exons. The record is from RefSeq and is a predicted model, not a curated record. Lineage: Eukaryota; Viridiplantae; Streptophyta; Magnoliopsida; Solanales; Convolvulaceae. Gene Ontology annotation, molecular function: minor groove of adenine-thymine-rich DNA binding.